This is a messenger RNA of Aspergillus chevalieri, 1845 nucleotides long. RefSeq lists its product as uncharacterized. NCBI's taxonomy places the organism in Eukaryota, Fungi, Ascomycota, Eurotiomycetes, Eurotiales, Aspergillaceae. The coding region runs from base 1 to 1845 and encodes 614 amino acids. The transcript is spliced from 2 exons. The record is from RefSeq and is a predicted model, not a curated record.
AUGGGGAACCCUCCGGCUACCAUUAUCAUCGCCAGACACGGCGCGCGUCUCGAUGCCGCCGACAAAAACUGGCAUCUCACCUCCCCGACUCCCUACGAUCCUCCUCUUUCCUACGGUGGCUGGAUGCAGUCUCGAGCCCUCGGGGCUCGCAUCAUUGACCUACUCACCUCCCAAGAUGAUUCUCCCCUGAAUACAACCACCGCCACUGGCUCGCCCCGGUCCUAUAGCAGUUCCGCAAAUGUCUCCCCGGACAGCAGCGCCCGAUCGUCUCCCCAACCAUUUUCACCCAAACGGAAGCGCAGAAUCAUUAUCCAUACGUCACCGUACCUGCGUUGUCUGCAGACUGCGAUCGCCGUUAGCUCUGGCAUCAGCCAGUAUCAUCCAUCCCCGGGAUCCGACCCUGCAGGCGCAUCGACCGGUCCGGAUGGAAAUGCUGAUACAAAACUGGAUGGCCAUCGCUCACUCCUUCGUGUAGACGCAUUUCUUGGCGAGUGGCUGUCGCCCGACUAUUUUGAAGACAUCACGCCGCCUCCUAAUUCCGAACGUCUCAUCGGAGCCGCCAAAGCAGAGUUGUUGCGACGGAGCGUCAACAUGGUUCCCCAAGCGGAUAUCAGCAACAAACCACCGACCGGCUAUUUCCCCGGGGGCUGGGGCAGCACCUCCACACCUACAUCCCCUAUCCGAGAAGCAGGCCCUCCACCGACCAAAAUCGCCAGAGGUCAGAGGUCUCGCGCCGACAGUUAUGACGCCUUGAACUCCGCCCACAGUACUCGUCCCCAGGGUCUGCUCAGCAGGAUCAAUACCAACCUCUCCUCCAUCCCUGAUGACAAUGCCGGAAGCUAUGUGCCACCCACCCCGAGCUAUGCCAUCGCUCCUUCGGAUCCCAUCCCCGCCGGCUAUGUCACACACGCCCGGAAUGCCUGCGCCAACGUGGACUAUCAGUGGGAUAGCAUGCGCGCGCCGCAAAGCUGGGGUGAUGGCGGUAACUAUGGCGAGGAAUGGAGCGCCAUGCACGCGCGCUUUCGCAACGGCUUGGAGAGCAUGAUCGAGUGGUAUCAAGACAACGGCAACAUACAGUUUCCACGGCAGCCGCCGGACGGCUGCGAGACAAAUAACGACAAGAACGAGGGUGACGGUGACGAUGCGGUGGACACUGUAUUGGUCUUGAUCACGCAUGGCGCUGGCUGCAAUGCGAUGGUUGGGGCUUUGACAGGAGAGCCUGUGUUGCUGGAUUUCAACACGGCAUCUCUCACCAUGGCAAAACGCAAAGACGCUUCUGUGGACGCGCCGGGUGUGAAAACCCGUUACCGGUCCGCGAGCGAUCCAUCCUGCCUCCUGGGGUACGACCUGAAACUGGCCGCAUCGGUUGAUCAUCUGCGUCCCCCGGCAAAGCACCCCACGCGGGGUGGUUCAUCGACCUUAUCAUCACCGGUCACUUUGUCUUCUCCGUGGGUGCCUUCUUACCGCCAUCGGGCGACGUCCCGGUCGCAAGGGCAGUUUAUCAUCGGACCAUCGACACCGGGUCUCAGCUCACAGUCGUUGGCGAACGGGCGACCAUCAACCGCCCCACGCGGCGCAUCGGGCCUCUGGGGGUCAAAUUCGACCAGCGGCGACGAUUCCGCUGACGACAUUGUGCCCAAUUUUGGUGGCCCGGUAGUGUCCAAUCCAUCCGCGGAUGGGGAAGAAAGCGUUGAGCACAAGUCUGAAGGAGCGUCAGCGAGCUGGGGGAACAAUCAAGUCCCCCAACGGACUUUGUCUCAACGCGGCCUCUGGGGUAGUGCUCCGUUAAAAACCGAUCGGACCGAUGUCAAACGGCGCUGGACGGUGACCGAACAAAGGGUAUGA